UGGCACCGAACAGGACUAACAACUUUCCUACCGCAAGUUUAAUUUUAUAACCAAGAGAGUUCAUAAGUUGAAAUCUAUAUGCGUUUCGGAACUAAAAAUCAGGUUUUGUGAAGCUCAGUAGGAAUGACACCUGAGAUACGUUUUCUAUUGAGUAAUUUAGGCGUAAAUGUAAAAAUCUGAGUUCCUGAAUGAACUAUCAGGAAUGGCGAGGGGGAUGCGCUCGUCUCUGGAUGUUGAGUACAGUGCGGUGGGAGAGGGGCUCGGGAUGCGGGAGUUCUGGCUCUAUGUGUGGCUGCGCAGACUGGCUGUGGUCGCUGCGCACAUCAUCUCACUCGGCCUGGUCAUUCUCACAUCCAUACUGUCCAGACCAGGAACAAGUCUCUUCUCAUGGCAUCCUGUCUGCAUGUCACUUGGGUUUUGUCUGUGCAUGACACAAGGGAUCCUGCUUUUCUCCGCCGAAGGCAGCCCGUUCUGCUUCAAAUCACGUAAGUGGAAGGUCCGUCUGCACUGGUUUUUCCAGGCUGUGCUGCUGGUGUGUGGAGCUACAGGAUUCAGCUUCAUGGUGGCCAGCAAGAACAUAAAGGAGCAUCCGCACUUCACUUCCUGGCACAGCCUGCUGGGAGUCGCUACAAUGGCCGCUAUCGUGCUGCAGGCGAUCUGCGGCGUCUUUCUCCUCUUCCCCAAACUCAUCAGCACUCACUCGUUUCCUCGGUUGAGACUGUAUCAUGCCACCUGCGGUCUGGUGGCCUACAUGCUGGCCACCAUCACCGUCAUGUCAGCCAUGUUUACAGACUGGUUUCAGGCAUUGGUAAGAGGCACAAUCUGGUAUAUAUUCCUACUCCUCCCACUUUUUCCCGCCUUGGUGGUGAUGAACCAAAUCACCAGUGCCUUCCUGCUCAAAAAGAAGAUUACUAGCUGAAAACUAAAGCCUCAAAUUAGAGCCUAUUUAGGGAUCUGGACUAUAGUAGGCUUUAGAAGCAACACUACUCUAAGGAUGUGAUGACAUCAAAAACAGCACAAAUUUUGACAUUUUAAAUGAUGUACACUCACAUAAGAUUCGACUUUGUCCCAAAUUAUGUGUACUUGCAGUUUUGUAGAGGUACAAGCAGCUGAAAUAGAGAUGCUUUUCUAUGAAAAAUGGUAAAGGAUAAACAUGCAUCCAGGCCAGUAGGGGUCAGUAUAAAGUCCAAGAGCAAUAUUGUGUUAUAAGACAAUAAAUCACAGCCAGCAAAAUGUUGCGUCUGAAAUCGCACACCGUUCGAGUCGAUACUAGUAGAUUUGAAUUUGAUGUAGGUACUACACCUUUUGAUGUACUGUUUUUCACAUACUAUAUAGAAGGGAAUUAUCCGAUUUUGGACGCAUCCGAAAUAGCAUACUGGCCUACUUUAUAGUAGGUGAAAACAGUAUGUGAGUAGUAUGUCUGAAUCCACAGUUUUCAUAAUACAGUAGACAAAAACUGCCUGGGUGACCUACUACUUCCGGCAAGAUUCUGAAUUGCGCAUCUGAUGGACACUUUACUAUCCCAUGAGGCCACGGGAGACAAUUUGUGAAUGACAAUGAAGCAAGGCAACUGACUCUGGUAGGUCACAUGAUAAUGACGUCCAGGUUACAUUCAUACUAUAUAGAACAUACUUCAAAAUAAUGACCUCCUCAGUGAGUAUGCGAUUUCAGACGCAGCCCAAACAGCAUUUUUGUGCCCUUGAAGUACACUUUCGGUAAGAGGAGUGAUCAUAUAGUAUUUCCAAUGAAAUUGAGUGACUAUAGACAGUUAGAAAGUGUAUAUAGUGAUUUUAAGGAACUAAAUUUGCUGUUUAUGAUCUAGUGACUACUUGUGAUUUAUUCUGAAACCUCAGGUAAUUUCUUUCAGAUUCAAAUUGGGAUUUUAUUUAUAAAUUGUUCUUGUU
Molecule: messenger RNA, 1904 nt
Organism: Sinocyclocheilus anshuiensis
Lineage: Eukaryota; Metazoa; Chordata; Actinopteri; Cypriniformes; Cyprinidae
Gene: cyb561d1
Product: cytochrome b561 family, member D1
Exons: 3
Coding region: 203-919 (238 amino acids)
Molecular function (GO): transmembrane monodehydroascorbate reductase activity
Source: RefSeq, a predicted model, not a curated record